Molecule: messenger RNA, 424 nt
Organism: Drosophila eugracilis
Lineage: Eukaryota; Metazoa; Arthropoda; Insecta; Diptera; Drosophilidae
Exons: 1
Coding region: 150-380 (76 amino acids)
Source: RefSeq, a predicted model, not a curated record
UGAAUGUUUAUCUACUCGACUACGAAAUCUCAGUAGGCCUCACUAAACAUUUCCAGCCUAUAACACUUGGCUUAAGGCCAACGAAAUUUUCCUAAACAUAUGUUUAUGUUUUUUAUAAAAACAUUUUAAACCUACAUAAGUUGCAAAUUAUGCUUAAGGGUCGGUAUCUGCACAAGAUGCCUGUGUCGGAGCAACAGCCUCGGAUUGUUAAGAUAGAGCGACCAGUGCCAGGAAAACGAGCCAGCAAUUUGAAAAUGUCGAGCGUUCAGCCCCAGUCGUUAAUGGCCAAGAAGAAAGCAAAUGUAACCGAAGAUCUGGGUACUCGGUUAGCGGCUCUUCAGAGACGGGUCAAAGAGUGGCAGUCCUCGGGCGGUGUCUGACAUAAAUAUAAACUAAAUUAAAUGUAAAUAAAAUUUUGAAUAUU